This is a messenger RNA of Aspergillus melleus, 747 nucleotides long. RefSeq names its product glycoside hydrolase family 131 protein. The record is from RefSeq and is a predicted model, not a curated record. The transcript is spliced from 4 exons. NCBI's taxonomy places the organism in Eukaryota, Fungi, Ascomycota, Eurotiomycetes, Eurotiales, Aspergillaceae. Bases 1 to 747 code for a protein of 248 amino acids.
AUGAAGUCCAUUCUCUUUUACAUUCCCUUGGCUCAGGCCGGUACUGUCGUCUGGAACGGCUUCUUCAACGAGUCCUUCACCGUCGACCACUUCGAUAAAUGGUCAUGGUCCAACCAAAUUGAGCCCUUCCAGUGGUACAUUCAUGGUUCCGAGGAGACCUCCCACUACCUGGAGCUGUCCUCCGACUUCAAGAACCCAGCCGACAAAGCAGAGGCUAAGGGAAUCCGCAUCACAAUUGACGACACUGCGUCAUGGAACGGCCAGACCAUGAUGCGAUCGGAGCUCAUCCCUCAGACCAAGGCCGACCUAGGCUCCGGCCAGCUCUUCUACCACUUUUCGCUGCAGACGAAGGAGAAGAACGCGCCCGUGGCUGGACUCGAACAUCAGAUUGCGUUCUUCGAGAGCCACUUCACCGAACUGAAAUACGGCGGCGACGAAGAGACCCUCCGUUGGAUGGCCGACGGCAAAUCCCACUGGUCGACCGAUCUCGAGCCCGGCACCUGGUACAACUUUGCCUACGAGAUCGACUUUGAUGCGCAAACCGUCGGACUCUGGGCGUCGAACGGAUCGGAGGCCUUGACGCAGGUCGUCAAGCCCGUGAGUGCGUCGGCUCAGACGAACUCGCAGGACUGGCAUGUCGGCGAACUGCGACUGGAUAACGGCGAGAAGGGCGGCGCUGAGGACUGGUUCUGGUCGGGCAUCUACAUUGAGAAGGGGGAGAUUACCAAGGCGAUUGCUGGACCUUGA